AUGCAGCCAGCUGAAAGCGCAGAGAACACCGACACAAUCAACUUGAGCUACCCUUCAAUUACCAUCAAUCCAUAUAUACCCCAGGAUCACAUUGUCAAUCCCCACAAUUUCAGCUACAUUCUCAAUCCGAAUUGGAACGUGUGUCAAGGCAAUGUUUACGUCAUUGUAUACGUUCACUCAGCUCCUGCCUACUAUCAACGUCGUGUUCUCAUUCGCGAGACAUGGGCUACGCGAAAUCUCUUUCCAGAAAUUCGCCUCGUCUUCAUGCUCGGUCAAAUGAUCGACAACAAGAUCAUGCAAGCGGUCAAAUUCGAAAAUGAUUUGUAUCAAGACAUUGUUCAAGAAGACUUUCUCGAUUCCUACAGAAAUUUAACGUAUAAAGCAGUGAUGGCAUUGAAAUGGAUAUCGACCUAUUGUUCGCAAGCAAGUUAUAUUUUGAAAACUGAUGAUGAUAUGAUUGUGAAUACAUUUACGCUUCUUAAGCAUUUGAAGUUUCUCGAUAGCUACCAAAUGAAACAGAAUAACUCAAUAUUUUGUCAGAUAUAUGAAUCUGUGAGUGUAUUUAGAAACAAAAAUAUAAAAUGGUACUUGUCAGAGAAAGAGUAUCCACCCAAGAAAUUUCCAUCUUUCUGUAGUGGCUCUGCCUUCAUUCUAACCAAUGAUCUGGCCAAAACUAUCUACAAUAUGAGCCUGUACGUACCUUUCUUGUGGAUCGAUGAUGUUUACAUAACCGGUUUAGUAGCCCAAGCAGUUAAUGUCACGUUUAAUCAGUUGAAAUCUCUUUAUACAUUGAAGGAUGAUUUAGUCUACAGGCGGUUUACAGCCUUACAAUCAUUCUACUCAGCGAUGUUCGGUCAUCUUUCAAAUUCACUGAGCAUAAAGCGUAAAAUUUGGCAACACAUACUCACUAUGCAUACACAUAGUAAUUCAGAACAAUAUAAAGCAAUGACACUCGAUGCGAAUAAAAAUUGA
Molecule: messenger RNA, 972 nt
Organism: Rotaria socialis
Lineage: Eukaryota; Metazoa; Rotifera; Eurotatoria; Philodinida; Philodinidae
Source: the annotation of a GenBank genome assembly